Messenger RNA from Menidia menidia (Atlantic silverside), 894 nucleotides. NCBI's taxonomy places the organism in Eukaryota, Metazoa, Chordata, Actinopteri, Atheriniformes, Atherinopsidae. The record is from the annotation of a GenBank genome assembly.
AUGUUAGAUAUAUUCAAGUUUGAGAAGGAGAGGAACAGCGAGCAGGCGGCCAUGCCCGACAACACCGCGGCCCAGAAGGUGUGCCACCUGCAGGGCAUCAACGUGACCGACUUCACGCGCGCCAUCCUCACCCCCCGCAUCAAGGUGGGCCGCGAGGUGGUGCAGAAGGCCCAGACCAAGCAGCAGGUACUUAAAGAACCUCCAGAGGAACCAAACACAGAACCAGACACACCAAGAGGCACCAAACACAGAACCAAACACACCCACAGGACAGCAUUCAGAGAGAGGUCAGAGGUCAACUCAACGCCCAGAGCCAAUCCAAACGCCAACGCUAACGAGGAACCCAACCUCAGCCAGAUCCCCACAGAUCCACCCGACGCCUUCAUCCCACAGGCCGACCCAGCAAACAUGGCCGACCCGGCUGCUGACGACAGCAAGUACCUGUUCCUGGAGAACGACUUCCGCAACAGCGGGGUGGCCCAGGCCGACUGGGCGGCCAAGAAGAUGGUGCUGGUGGAGCUCUCCAACGGCCAGAAGGUGACGGUCAAUAAAGACGACAUCCAGAAGAUGAAUCCGCCCAAAUUCAGCAAAGUGGAGGAUAUGGCCGCCCUCACGUUCCUCAACGAAGCCUCAGUCCUGCAAAACCUGCGGGAGAGAUAUUUCUCCAGCCUGAUUUAUACGUACUCGGGUCUGUUCUGCGUGGUGGUGAACCCCUACAAGAUGCUGCCCAUCUACUCGGAGAAGAUCAUCGAGAUAGGGGAGUCUGGAGCCGGGAAGACGGAGAACACUAAGAAGGUGAUCCAGUACCUGGCCGUGGUCGCCUCCUCUCACAAGGGGAAGAAGGACGCCAACCCGGUGAGGGCACUGAUCAAUAACCGGAGCACUGAUCAAUAA